AAUGGUUGGCCAGUUUUAUUUUAGCCAUUGAAGUGAACAGAACAGAGACAUGGCACAAGCAAAAGUACUGCCACAAUAUAUAGCCGGCUUGUCCGCAGCGUUUGGAGCCUUUUGUAUGGGCGCCAGUAUGGGCUGGUCAGCACCCGUAGAGAAAAUGUUGACGGAGGAGGAAGCUUACGGGUUUCCAAUAUCCAGCGACCAAUUCGGCUGGCUCUCCUCUCUACUAACACUCGGUGCAACCGUCGUUUGCAUACCCGCAGGAUUCAUUAUCGACUGGAUUGGCCGCAGACCGACAAUGUUGGCCCUGAUCCCGCCGUACAUGGUGGGCUGGAUUCUGAUGAUCUUUGCACAGAAUGUGAUGAUGCUCUAUUUUGGACGUUUCAUUCUGGGCGUUUGCGGUGGUGCCUUCUGUGUGACUGCCUCCAUGUACACCACGGAGAUAUCAACUAUUGCCACACGUGGCACGAUGGGCAGCUUUUUUCAACUCAACAUUGUCUUGGGAUUGCUAUACGGGUAUAUUGUUGGCGGCUUCCUUCCGCUGUUGUACAUCAAUACACUCUGUGCCAUAUUACCUCUAAUCUUUGCCGCGGUGCACUUCUUUAUGCCGGAAUCGCCAGUUUAUUUGGUCAUGAAAGGUCGACCUGAAGAUGCAACCAAGUCUCUUCUCUGGCUGCGUGGCAAGGACUGCGAUGUCAGCUACGAGCUCAGGGAAAUUCUGGAGGAGACAACCAAGAACGUGGAUGAGCCCAAGGUUAGCACUUUUACUGCUCUGCGACGUCCCAUAACCCUCAAGGGAAUUGGCAUUGCGGUCAUGCUGCAGAUUCUGCAGCAGUGGACAGGUGUUAAUGCCAUUACGUUUUAUUCCACGUCCAUUUUCGAGGACGUUGGUGCAGGCCUCAGCGGCCGCAUCUGUACUAUUCUGAUCGCAAUUACUCAGCUGAUUAUGACUCUUGUGGCCACGUUGAUAAUCGACAAGGUUGGGCGACGGGUUCUGUUGCUGGUUUCCUCCUUCUUCAUAGUCAUUACCACCUGCCUAAUGGGUGUGUAUUUCCAAAUGAUGGGGCAAGACCCGCAGUCAGUGGCAUCUAUAGGAUGGCUGCCUAUUACCAGUAUAAUCGUGUUCAUGAUGGCCGGCUCCGUUGGUCUUGGGCCCGUGCCUUGGCUUAUUAUGGCCGAGCUCUUUACUGAGGACGUCAAAAGUGUCGCCGGCUCCAUUGCGGGUACCGUAAACUGGUUCUCCGCCUUUUUGGUCACAAAACUCUUCCCCCUUAUGAAGGAUAAUAUUGGACCAGCGGCAACAUUUUGGGUAUAUUCCGGCAUCGCAUUCGUCGGCUUCGUGUGGACGCUAAUUUGCGUGCCGGAGACGAAAGGUAAAACGCUUCUCGAGAUUCAACAGCUACUCGCCGGUGGCAAGAAAUAUAAUUCAAUGGAACAUACAACAUUUACAACCCUUUCCGGCCGCACUGAAAGUAAGGAUCAACAAUUUACUACUCAUUCAGCAGAAGUUAUUAAUUGCCGUUAGAACGGAACAAUCUUAAAAUCAGAUAAAUAGUUUUUCGAAUCUUGCAGUUUUUCAUUUAAAUCUGUUCAGCUCGAUUUAAACUUAAUCUAAGUCUGAUUCCAAGUAGAGCGAGUUUUAUACCAUAGGCA
Molecule: messenger RNA, 1650 nt
Organism: Drosophila montana
Lineage: Eukaryota; Metazoa; Arthropoda; Insecta; Diptera; Drosophilidae
Product: facilitated trehalose transporter Tret1-2 homolog
Exons: 1
Coding region: 50-1522 (490 amino acids)
Biological process (GO): carbohydrate transport; transmembrane transport
Cellular component (GO): membrane
Molecular function (GO): sugar transmembrane transporter activity
Source: RefSeq, a predicted model, not a curated record